Molecule: messenger RNA, 1833 nt
Organism: Sorex fumeus (smoky shrew)
Lineage: Eukaryota; Metazoa; Chordata; Mammalia; Eulipotyphla; Soricidae
Gene: PHACTR3
Product: phosphatase and actin regulator 3
Exons: 13
Coding region: 128-1708 (526 amino acids)
Biological process (GO): actin cytoskeleton organization
Molecular function (GO): actin binding
Source: RefSeq, a predicted model, not a curated record
CCGCCCGGCCCUCCGGGACCCUCCUCGGGCCAGGGACGCCCCCGCCGCGCCCCCGGCCGUGACCUUGGCGCCGCGGGCGCUCCCGUGCCCCAGGCCCCGUCCAGCCGGCCCCGCGCCGCCCGGGCCCAUGGCCGCGUCGGAGGACGGGAGCGGCUGCCUCGUGCCUCGGGGCCGCUCGCAGAGUGACCCCAGCGUCCUCGCCGACUCCCCGGCCACCUCCUCCGCGGACGCCGGGGCGCACCCAGAUGAGAUGGCGGAGACCCCCCCAGCACGCCCCGAGUAUCUGGUCUCAGGGACCCGCACGCCCCCCGUGAGGAGGAACAAGUUGGCCUCGCUGGGUCGCAUCUUCAAGCCCUGGAAGUGGAGGAAGAAGAAAAGUGAGAAGCUCAAGCAGACGACGUCCGCGCUGGAGAAGAUGAGCAGCAGGCCGGGGCGUGAGGAGCUCAUCCGGAAGGGGCUGCUGGAGAUGAUGGAGCAGGAGGCCGACAGCAAGGCCUGCAACCCCGACGGGGCCCCCCCGGCCCCCCAGCAGGAGCCGCUCGGACCUCAGGACACACCGCCCGGGGAGACCGAGGCUGCCGGGCCAGAGCAGGCGUCCCCAGCUGCCCCACAGUGCCCUGAGGACCAAGCCGUGGACCCGUCAUCCGUGCCAGUGGCGUCCCCGGGCGAUGCCGACGCCGAGAGCCCCGUGUCCACCGCGGACGAGCCCUCAGAAGCCUUAGCGGGGCCCGAUGCCCCGGCCAGUCCUGGGGGGCAGCUCCCUAGCCCCCCGCUGCUGCCCACGCCACCGCCCAAGGCAGGCGCCAAAGCGGGGAAGCCGCUCUCAGGCCCGGCCGUGCCCUUCCAUGUGGCCCAGCUGUCCAGCCCCUCGGGGUCCCCGAGCCUCCCCGCCGUGCACUGCCCACGGCCCCCGAGCCGCGUCAUCGAGGAGCUGCACCGGGCGCUGGCCACCAAGCACUGUCAGGGCAGCUUUCAGGGACGGGAAGGCAAAGGGUCCCCGAAGAAGCGCCUGGACGCACGUCUGUCCCGGACACCAAGCAUGGAGCAGGCCAAGGAGCAGAGCUGCAGCCCCGACGGGGCGGCCGGCAGCCGGCAGGAGUCGGAGGAGGACAAGGAGAACUUGCUGGGCAGGCCCGAGCUGCGGGACGACGACCUGCUGCUCUACCAGGACCCCGAGGUGCUCGACGACUCGGUCAUCGCCGGCACGCUCCCGCGCUCGUGCAAGAAGGAGCUGCUGGCCGUGAAGCUGCGUGGCCGGCCGAGCCGGCAGGAGCUGGAGGAGAGGAACAUCUUCCCGCGCAGGACGCCCGAGGAGCGCCAGGAGCUGCGGCAGCAGAUCGAGACCAAGCUGUGCAGGCGGCUGAGCCAGAGACCCGCCGUGGAGGAGCUGGAGCGGAGGAACAUCCUCAAGCAAAGGAACGACCAGACGGAGCAGGAUGAGCGGCGGGAGAUCAAGCAGAGACUGACGAGAAAGCUGAACCAGAGGCCCACGGUGGACGAGCUGAGAGACAGGAAGAUCCUGAUCCGCUUCAGCGACUACGUCGAGGUGGCCAAGGCGCAGGACUAUGACCGCCGGGCGGACAAGCCCUGGACGCGGCUGUCGGCCGCCGACAAGGCAGCGAUUCGGAAAGAGCUGAACGAGUACAAAAGCAACGAGAUGGAGGUGCACGCAUCCAGCAAGCAUCUGACCAGGUUCCACAGGCCAUAGAGAUUUUCUUCUGAGAAGAAUUCGUGUUUAAUUUUUGAUACCAACUCUGAACAUGCAUCAGGGAACUUUCCAGAAGUCCAGCCCAAGACUCCCUGCGGGGCCGCUGAGGAGCAGGUGAGAUCUGG